Messenger RNA from Talaromyces atroroseus, 2460 nucleotides. RefSeq lists its product as hypothetical. Gene Ontology annotation, biological process: glucan catabolic process. The coding region runs from base 1 to 2460 and encodes 819 amino acids. The transcript is spliced from 6 exons. Gene Ontology annotation, molecular function: beta-glucosidase activity. The record is from RefSeq and is a predicted model, not a curated record. NCBI's taxonomy places the organism in Eukaryota, Fungi, Ascomycota, Eurotiomycetes, Eurotiales, Trichocomaceae.
AUGGCCCUUGCUGCCUCAGCGUUGGUGGCUAUAUUUAUCCUUGGUGGUUCCCACCAAGGAAGGGUCAGGACUCUUGAUGAAAAAUUGAAAUUGAUCGCGGGAGAGUCCCAAUGGCGCACUGCAGAAAUUCAACGCCUCGGCAUUCCAUCCCUGAAGGUGUCGGAUGGCCCAUCAGGAGCACGAGGAGAAAUUUUCGGCGAGGGCAUCCCAGCGGCUUUCCUGCCCUCGGGUUGUAGAACCAAGUCAGCUUCGGCCUUGCUUGCUCCCACUAUCUGCAUUCAUCGACACCCACUUGGUGGGCGCAAUUUCGAGUCUUUCAGUGAAGACCCUUAUCUCACCGGAAAGCUCGGCAUCGCCUACGUUCGAGGUAUCCAGUCACGCGGCAUUGGAGCUACUCCGAAACACUUUGUUGCCAACGACCAGGAAACGAGGAGGUUUAAACAAAAUGUCAAUGUUUCCGCGCGUGCCUUACGCGAAGUAUAUUUGUUACCGUUCCAGAUGGUCGUCCGUGAUGCUGAUCCGUGGUCCCGAGCUGAAUGGGGCUGGGAUGGUGUCUUUAUGAGCGAUUGGGGUGGCACUACAUCCACGGUCAAGUCUAUCAAUAAUGGUCUUGACCUUGAGAUGCCUGGCCCUCCUGUGAAACGCUCUAAGGUAGCUCUUGAGCAACCUUUGAGGGAUGAUUCGAUUCGCUUAUAUCGGGUGGACGAGUCUGCUGGUCGCAUCUUACGGUUUUUGAAAAAGGCAGGUCGCUUUGAAAAUCCUAGAGACGACCCUGAAGUGUGCGAUGACACACCCGAGAAAAGGAGCCUGCUCUUCCGAGCCGCCUGCUCCGGAGUUGUGAUGCUGAAAAAUAACGACGGCGCUCUACCACUCAAACCAAAUGAGAAUAUUCAAAAGCUUGCUGUCCUCGGCCCAAACGCUCAACGGGUAGUUGCAGGCGGCGGUGGAAGUGCCUACAUCAAAGCUCCAUACUGGACAUCUGUCUACGAAUCGGUCCAGAACGAGUUUCGUCAUACAGCGACCGAGAUAGUUACUGCAGUUGGCGCUAAAGUUAAUCGGUAUCUCCCAACUUGCCAGGUUGCGAGGAAUCCCGACACAGGAAAGCCAGGGGCAGCCAUAGAUUGGUACCGAGGCCACGAGAUCACCGAUGCUGUGGUGGCGACAACUCACAUGUCAUUCGCUUUAAGUGAUGAUCUAUAUUUUAUGUCUUUUGGCGUCGUCCCAUCAGAGAUCAAUUCUGCCACAAACUUCUCCUUUCGCGUACGAGCCAUACUGAAGCCGUUAACAUCCGGCCACCAUACACUCUCACUUGCCGCUAUUGGACCGGCAAAACUUCUUGUCGAUGGAAAAUGUGUCCUAGAACAGUCUGGAGCGUUCGAUGAGAAAGGGAGUCUGUUCUUUACUUAUGGUAGUGAGGAGAAGACAGUAUCAAUGGCUUUUGAUGCUGGACGAGAGUAUAUGAUCGAUAUAUACUAUCGUUCCCAUGACCGUCAGCUCAAACUUGAACUCCGCGAUUUGAUGGAUCCGAUGGAAGAACAAUUCCAGGGUAUUCGUUUAGGAUUUGAGGAACACGAUACUUUAGAUCGAACAGCUGCAGCAGCUGAAAUAGCUACGGAUUGCGACGCUGCCAUCAUUGUUGUAGGCCGCGAUAAAGAGUGGGAGACCGAGGGCCAAGAUAUAUUGUCUUUCGAUUUGCCUGGUGAACAGGUACAACUGAUCCGUGAAGUAGCCACUGUUUGCAAACGUACCAUUGUUCUUGUACAGGCGGGAACACCGGUUAACAUGGAGCCAUGGAUGCAAGACGUUCAAGCGGUUCUGUAUACUUGGUACCAAGGCCAAGAACUAGGCAAUGCUGCUGCAGCUGUUGUAUGUGGCACCGUGAAUCCUUCGGGCCGACUCCCUGUCACUUUCCCGCGACGUAUCGAGGAUUGUCCUGCAUUUUCAUCCUUCCCAGGCGAACAGAACCAGAUCUAUUACAGCGAGGACAUAUUCGUCGGUUAUCGAUGGUGGGAUCUUCUAUCCAUCGAACCCUUGUUCCCUCUUGGCUACGGUCUUUCCUACAAUAAGUUCGAGGUUGUGCCAGGGUCGAUCAGCAAGCCUACCUUAGAAGAACAUUCGCCAUCAUUGACAAUAACAUUCGAAGUCAACAAUAUCGGAGGUAGCGACGUACCAGGUCGGGAAACGGUCAUUGUGUGGUUCUCCCAUUGUUCGCCGACCCGAUUGAGAAGACCAAAGAAACAAAUCUGUGGAUUUGCCAAAAGCAAACCUUUGUCAACCGGUGAGAAGGAGCAAAUAGUGCUAGAUCUUGACUUCCAUGCCUUUGGAAUGUUUGACCCCCAGAGUCAUGUCUGGAUCAUUGAUGCAUGCUCUGAGUUUGACAUUUGGCUGGGAACGACAGCGUCCAACGCACAUCCCGUCUGGCGAGUGAAGGCUCCCGAGGAGAUGACUUGGAUCCGCUAG